Messenger RNA from Pogonomyrmex barbatus (red harvester ant), 915 nucleotides. It is a transcript of the gene CtBP, whose product is annotated as C-terminal binding protein. Gene Ontology annotation, molecular function: DNA-binding transcription factor binding; transcription coregulator binding; NAD binding. Gene Ontology annotation, biological process: regulation of transcription by RNA polymerase II. Gene Ontology annotation, cellular component: nucleus. Lineage: Eukaryota; Metazoa; Arthropoda; Insecta; Hymenoptera; Formicidae. The record is from RefSeq and is a predicted model, not a curated record.
UUUAAGGUAAGAGAAGCAGCGACCGGUUGUGCAAGGAUACGGGGCGAUACGUUGGGUAUUGUUGGUCUUGGUAGAAUCGGUUCCGCAGUUGCGCUGCGUGCCAAAGCUUUUGGCUUCACUGUCAUCUUCUACGAUCCUUAUUUGCCGGAUGGUAUUGAGAAGUCAUUAGGUCUCACCAGGGUUUACACAUUACAGGAUUUGCUAUUCCAAUCAGAUUGUGUAUCUCUGCAUUGUACCUUGAACGAACACAAUCAUCAUCUAAUAAACGAAUAUACUAUUAAACAGAUGAGACCAGGAGCAUUUUUAGUCAAUACAGCGCGAGGUGGUUUAGUGGAUGACGACGCACUAGCCGCGGCGCUCAAACAGGGUAGAAUCCGCGCGGCAGCGUUAGACGUCCAUGAAAAUGAGCCAUACAACGUCUUUCAGGGUCAGUCUGCGAAUCAGUGUCCAUUGAAAGAUGCACCCAAUCUUUUGUGCACUCCACACGCCGCUUUCUACAGUGAUGCGAGCUGCACCGAGCUGCGCGAGAUGGCGGCAAGCGAGAUACGACGGGCGAUCGUCGGACGCAUACCCGACUGCCUGCGCAACUGCGUGAACAAGGAAUACUUCCUUUCCUCGACUGGCAGUUACCCUGAGGGCAUCAACGGCGGAUACUAUGCUGGGGCGCUGCCGGUACAACAGACGGCGCAUUCGACGACUCCUCACGAUACUGCGCCCCCACCCCCGGUUCCCGGUGCCGGCGGUGGGCACUCCGUCGUCGGCGGCGGUGGCGGUGGUAUUCGACAGCACCUGGGCAAUAAAGGCGCGGCACUGCUAUCGUCGAUCAUCAUCAUCGCGGAUUGUACUGGCGUAGGAUUGUGUCACGUCAGAGAACUGCCGUGGACUCUCAUAUGCCUAUUGAGAUUACCGCUCUGA